GAACCCAGCAGGGGAGACGAGGAGCGCAGGGUCGGAUCGAUCUGAGCGCAUGGAAGGCAAGGAAGGAGGAGGAGGAUGAGGAGGCGAUGGACUCGUAAGGCGCUCGGUAGAGAUGCAGGGUUAGUGCGGGAGGGCGGGCGAUGAGGAGGUCGGAUUUCGUGAAGCGGAGGGCGGGCGGUGGCGAAGGAGCUGCUGCUGCUGCAGGGUGGAGACAUUGUGGCGAGUUGUUGUUGUUGGUGGCGGGCGAGUCGAGUGAUCUGGCGACGACGGACGGCAAUCGAGGAUUAGGUGGUGGUUCUCGGUGCGAGGCAGUAGACGCGUAGAUCAGGUGGGGAGGAUGGCGGUGUGAAUUUGUGUGGAGGCGUUCGGAGGUCAGGGCAAAUUGUCGGGUAGAAUUUUCUGACAAAUUUUGGCAAGAAGAAGCAGAAGACGACGACCGUAUGCAGCUUGGUUUUUGUGUAGGACGAGAGCUGAGGGAAGGAGCGCUCGGUGAGACGGAGGGCGCACGGUGAGACGGAUGGGUGAAGAAUGGAAAAUUGCACUUGACCGUGCACUUGAUUUAUAAUUCGCAAUUCCACGAUGCAUGGAGAUUGAACAAUACAUCGAGAAUUGAGUUUUAUAUUUCUCUGGAGGUGGACACCAUGCACUUACUCAGAAGAUCUACAGGUCGGGCAUCGGUCGUUUACGCUCCUGAUCUGCCCGCUCUCCGCAAACGCUUCAGGAUGUUGGUGAUUCUGGUGCUUUGUUGCAUCCAGCUCGGUGCUUGCGCCGUUGGUCAGGAGGAUACCACCUUCAGAGAAAUAAGCACAAUCGAGACUCUUGUUGAGACUCUACAGGAUCCAGAUUUCGACGCACGUGCAGAAUCGGCCGCGAAAGAGCAUGGCAGCAUCAACAUCGAGAGUGGACCUUCUCUGGCUUCCUCCGUCGAGGCGCAUAUGGGCCAGCAACAAACACACGGCGGUCCCAGGAGCCAGCGAGAGCUGCAGCAGUUUAAACUUCAGGACCAAGCCGUCGAAACUUUGUUAACGAAAUGUCAUGAGCCUCUCCAUCGUUUUCAGGAGGAAUCUGCACACUCCAGAGCAAUAUCCCGCACUUUGCUCCAAGACAGCUUCGGGGAGGCCGAUGCGCUCCUGCAAUUCAAGGCCGAAAUCGAAAACUACACGGACAACGCUUUGGAUGAUUGGACAACGGGGAAUCGCUCCGCCUACUGCUCGUGGACGAGGGUCAUCUGCGACGAUGAGCUGCACGUGAUCUCCCUCAACUUCUCCAGGCUGAAGAUGAACGGCACUUUGGGUCCUUCGUUGAGCAAGCUCGAAUACCUCGUGGACCUCGAUCUGAGCCACAAUUUCCUGUUGAGCGAGCUUCCCGUGGAAUGGGGCCGGCUGCAGAGACUGCAGUCCUUGAACGUCCACGAUAAUUUUCUCUUUGGUGGAGUUCCCGCAGAGUACGGCAACAUGUCCAGCCUACGAGUCCUCUACAUCGGAGCACAGGACAAGUUCUUCAACGGGUUCAUUCCGGAGGAGCUGGGUCUGCUCUCUGAGCUCGAGGUUCUGGCCCUGGGCGCGGUCUUCAAUUUCGACGCCAAGCAGGAGUACUUCCGUUACCAGUCGAACGAGAUGAGAGGCCCCAUUCCCAAGUCCAUCGCCAACUGCACAAAGCUGUGGUACUUGGAUUUCUUCGGCAACAAAUAUCUGACGGGUCCCAUUCCGAGAGAGUACGGCCAGCUCGUCAAUCUGGAGUAUCUGAGCUUCGAGCAGAACAAUUUCACAGGCUCCAUCCCGUCCGAGCUGGGCAACCUGACGAAGAUCAAGUAUCUGCACUUGGGAAAUAAUGCCUUGGAGGGAGAGUUCCCCGUGGAGCUGGCGUCGCUGUCGGAGCUCGAGUUCCUGAACGUGAGUAACAACUUCCUGACGGGGAUUUUUCUGACAGUGGAGUCCACUUCGUGGAGUCGGCUGGAAAAGCUCUUCAUCGACGGGAACAACUUUCGUGGCGCCUUUCCCAGAGCUAUGACGGCCAUGACGGCGCUGACGAUCUUGUACAUGUUCGACAACGAGUUCACCGGCGGCCUCCCCGAGAACCUGGGGCAGCUGGCCAACCUCCAAGUGUUCGAUUUCCGCAGCAACCAGCUGGACGGGGAAUUGCCCGACAGCCUCAACAACUGCACGCAGCUCCAAUGGCUGCAGGCAGCGAGCAACAACCUCACGGGCACGCUGGACCCGCUGAGAAACCUCUCGCGGCUCGAACUCCUGUCCGUAGGGUACAACAACCUCACGGGCACGCUGGAGCCGCUGAGAAAUCUCUCGCUGCUCUAUUGGAUAGAAGCAAGGAACAACAAUCUCACAGGCACACUGGACCCGCUGAGAAACCUCUCGUGGCUCCAAGUCCUGUCCGUAGGGUACAGCAGGCUCAGGGGCACGCUGGAGCCGCUGCGAAACCUCUCAAUGCUCUAUUGGAUAAAUGCAGCGAACAACAAUCUCACGGGCACGCUGGAGCCGCUGAGAAACCUCUCGCUGCUCUAUUGGAUAAAUGCAGAGAACAACAAUCUCACAGGCACGCUGGACCCGCUGAGAAACCUCUCGCGGCUCCAACUCCUGUCCGUAGAGUACAACAACCUCACGGGCACGCUGGAGCCGCUGAGAAAUCUCUCGCUGCUCUAUUGGAUAGAAGCAAGGAACAACAAUCUCACAGGCACACUGGACCCGCUGAGAAACCUCUCGUGGCUCCAAGUCCUGUCCGUAGGGUACAGCAGGCUCAGGGGCACGCUGGAGCCGCUGCGAAACCUCUCAAUGCUCUAUUGGAUAAAUGCAGCGAACAACAAUCUCACGGGCACGCUGGAGCCGCUGAGAAACCUCUCGCUGCUCUAUUGGAUAAAUGCAGAGAACAACAAUCUCACAGGCACGCUGGACCCGCUGAGAAACCUCUCGCGGCUCCAACUCCUGUCCGUAGAGUACAACAACCUCACGGGCACGCUGGAGCCGCUGAGAAAUCUCUCGCUGCUCUAUUGGAUAGAAGCAAGGAACAACAAUCUCACAGGCACACUGGACCCGCUGAGAAACCUCUCGUGGCUCCAAGUCCUGUCCGUAGGGUACAGCAGGCUCAGGGGCACGCUGGAGCCGCUGCGAAACCUCUCAAUGCUCUAUUGGAUAAAUGCAGCGAACAACAAUCUCACGGGCACGCUGGAGCCGCUGAGAAACCUCUCGCUGCUCUAUUGGAUAAAUGCAGAGAACAACAAUCUCACAGGCACGCUGGACCCGCUGAGAAACCUCUCGCGGCUCCAACUCCUGUCCGUAGAGUACAACAACCUCACGGGCACGCUGGAGCCGCUGAGAAAUCUCUCGCUGCUCUAUUGGAUAGAAGCAAGGAACAACAAUCUCACAGGCACACUGGACCCGCUGAGAAACCUCUCGUGGCUCCAAGUCCUGUCCGUAGGGUACAGCAGGCUCAGGGGCACGCUGGAGCCGCUGCGAAACCUCUCAAUGCUCUAUUGGAUAAAUGCAGCGAACAACAAUCUCACGGGCACGCUGGAGCCGCUGAGAAACCUCUCGCUGCUCUAUUGGAUAAAUGCAGAGAACAACAAUCUCACAGGCACGCUGGACCCGCUGAGAAAUCUCUCGCUGCUCGAAUCCCUGUCCGUAGGGUUCAACAAUCUCACGGGCACGCUGGACUCGCUGAGAAACCUCUCGCUGCUCGGUUACCUGCUCGCAAAGAACAACAAUCUCAAUGGCACUCUGGAGCCGCUGAGAGAUCUCUUGAUGCUCUAUUCGAUAGAAGCAUCGAACAACAGGUUCACGGGCACGCUGGAGCCGCUGAGAAACCUCUCGCUGCUCGAAUGGCUGUCCGUAGGGUACAACAGGUUCACGGGCACGCUGGAGCCGUUGAGAAACCUCUCGCUGCUCUAUUUGAUAGAAGUAUCGAACAACAGGUUCACGGGCACGCUGGAUCCGCUGAGAAACCUCUCGCAGCUCCUUUACCUGUACGCAUAUAACAACAGGUUCACGGGCACGUUGGAGCCGCUGAGAAACCUCUUGCUGCUCUAUUCGAUCAGUCUGGGCAACAAUUCUCUGACGGGAGGAAUCCCUCCAGAGCUGGGGCGACUGCAGUACAUGGUGGCUCUCUUCCUCCACAGCAACAACCUCACGGGAACCAUUCCCGCGUCUCUGGCGAACUGCAGCUCCAUGAGAAACAUAAGGCUGAGCAAAAACAAGCUCACGGGCACAGUCACUCAGAUUGACUUCUUGCAGCUGCGAUCCCUCGAGACCUUCUCUGUCAACGGGAACCAGCUGAGCGGAGAGUUUCCCGUGAGCGUGUACAACUGCACGGAACUGAAGCUCCUGGACCUGAGCAGCAAUGAAUUCUCAGAGGAGCUCCCCGACAACUACGAGUACUCUCAGCCAGUGCUGCGCGAAUUGCGAGUUUUGAAAUUAUCAUCCAACAAAUUCGGCGGCAGCGUGCCCGGCUGGAUCUGGAAGCUUCCGGAGCUGCAAGUGCUCGACUUGUCGCACAACUCGUUCACGGGAGUGUGCCCGACCAAUCUCUCGGGCUUGGAAGGCUUUAUUCGACUCGAAGCGUCGCCAGACGUCGCCUUCAAAGUGCAAAUCUCCAUUGAGGCCAAAGGUUCGCGACUCGAACUCGAGUACGUCCUCGAGACUCUAUUCUCCAUCGACCUGUCAUACAACCAGCUCUCUGGGAGGCUCACGUACGCGCUUGGAGACCUGCGCGGGUUGACGUACUUGAAUCUGAGGCACAAUAAUUUCUCGGGCGAAAUCCCUCAGGUUUUCGAAGAUCUGCUGCGUCUUCAGUCGCUGGAUUUGUCGGCCAACUAUCUCACGGGGAAGAUUCCUGCGGUGCUGAGCAGGCCCAGCUUGAGCUAUCUGAAUCUCUCCUACAACUUCCUCGAGGGCGAGAUCCCCACGGCGAAUGCUUUCUCCACGAGGUACGACAUUACGUCCUUCAAGCCCGGGAACGAUCAGCUCUGCGGGGCCCCGCUCGAGACCACUUGUGCGGCGCAAGACAGCAACGCAAGCGGAAGCUCGGCCACACUCGGGGCUCCGCCGUUCAAGCUCCUGGAUGGUACAUUCUGGCGGGCCUUCGAGAUCGGAAUUCCGAUCGGGGUCGUGAUUGUGAUCGGGGUCGUGAUCGGAACGCUGAGAACAGUGCCCCGCGCACGACACUGGCUACUGCAUACUCAAGAUUUCGCUCGCCAUUUCAAUAAAGGUAGAUACGGAGUGUUCAACGAACCGACAUAGACUGAAUCAUUCAGCAGCUGACUGAUGCGUACGCGACUGCUCGCUUUGCACCCGGCUGGACCCCGGGGUCCAACCGGGGCUUACGAGAUUCCGCAUGAAUGGGGACUCGUUGUCCGCCAUACACAUGUGCUACUGCUGCUGGGCCUGUAGAUAGCACAGCGUUGACUGCACUGAGUUGCUCCAAUUGGACUGUGUAAAGUAAAGCCAGAUUCCACGACGAUUCAUGAUUGCAGUAUUACUCCUCUUGGAAGCUUUUGUCUCCAGUUUGGAGAAGCUUCAUUGUAAUUACUUGAUGGGACCGUUGGAGACUCAAAUCAGUUGAUGGGACCCACCACGUUUUAUUUUAUGAUAGGACCACAUUUGACAGAAAUGCAUGUCGCUCCUCCCUGAAGAACUCAGGAAUCCUUUCCUCUCGACGGGGUCCACUUCCAGCGGCGAGACUUCCACACUUUCGAUGUAUCAGACUGGGAAAUGAUUCUUGGAUCUAUUCGCUGAACGUAAUCUAGCCGCUUUCCAGAUGCGCUCAGACUUCCAGAAAGUCUCGGCUUCCAUAAGACUGCAGCUGGGAACGAGAAAGACAGUUCACAGGAAGCUGAUCAGAUGCAUGUUCAACCAAGCAAGAUCGACUUCGACGUCCUGAUCAGGCAACUCCUCCGUCAAUGUCACAGACAAUUUAGUACAACCCGUUCAGCUGGCAGACAUUCUUACAAAAUCUCUUGGCCGAGUUAGAUUCCUAGACCUGCGCUUGAAGAUCGGCGUAGUCAAGAUUCUCGCCAACUAGUCAACUAGAUUAGUGGAGUAUUGUUAGAUAAUCUUUGUUGUCUUCUAGUUUUAGUAAUAUAUCUGCAAUUGUAGUUGUCAACUAUCAUUAGAAUAGUGACUGCUCUUUGUCUCCCUAUACACGCCUAGUGUAGUUAGGUAGUUAACUCCUGCAUGGAAUUCAUGCUGUGAUAGUAAAUCCCAAUACUAGGGCAUGGUCCCUAUGUAUUCUUUAUGACUAGUAGUAAUACGUGCCAAGCUCUCAG
Molecule: messenger RNA, 6271 nt
Organism: Marchantia polymorpha subsp. ruderalis
Lineage: Eukaryota; Viridiplantae; Streptophyta; Marchantiopsida; Marchantiales; Marchantiaceae
Source: the annotation of a GenBank genome assembly